CCUCAGCCUGAUAUACCACGUGAUCGUUCUUUUCUCACCAGUCGACCGAACCGAGAAGGACAUAUCUCGCCCAAAACUUCAAAAUGCCGCCAACGAAAAAAAACAAGAAGAGUAUCGAGAACAUCAACUCUCGGCUGGCUCUUGUUAUGAAGAGUGGCAAAUAUGUCCUCGGCUACAAACAAACGCUGAAGACACUCCGACAGGGCAAGGCUAAGCUGGUCAUCAUCGCCAACAACACCCCACCCUUAAGGAAGAGCGAGAUAGAGUACUAUGCUAUGUUGGCAAAGACUGGUGUGCACCACUACUCCGGCAACAACAUAGAGUUAGGUACCGCCUGUGGUAAAUACUUCCGUGUCUGCACGCUCAGCAUCACAGACCCAGGUGACUCCGACAUUAUCCGCAACAUGCCAUCAGAACAGCAGCAGUGAAGAGGGACUCUCGAUUUGAUUGUUACAAAAAUGUGAUGAUUAAACUGUGGGUCGAAACUUG
This is a messenger RNA of Mizuhopecten yessoensis (Yesso scallop), 489 nucleotides long. RefSeq names its product 60S ribosomal protein L30. Lineage: Eukaryota; Metazoa; Mollusca; Bivalvia; Pectinida; Pectinidae. Bases 84 to 428 code for a protein of 114 amino acids. The transcript is spliced from 5 exons. The record is from RefSeq and is a predicted model, not a curated record. Gene Ontology annotation, cellular component: cytosolic large ribosomal subunit. Gene Ontology annotation, molecular function: RNA binding; structural constituent of ribosome.